This is a messenger RNA of Ilyonectria robusta, 1930 nucleotides long. RefSeq names its product Alpha/Beta hydrolase protein. The coding region runs from base 94 to 1719 and encodes 541 amino acids. The record is from RefSeq and is a predicted model, not a curated record. The transcript has 2 exons. Lineage: Eukaryota; Fungi; Ascomycota; Sordariomycetes; Hypocreales; Nectriaceae.
CUGCUCUGCUUGAUAAGAGAAUUCUUGUCCGGUUGUACUUGGGCACUGUGGCGAUGUGAAGUUGCAUCUCAGACAACUGCGGCGUCUAACACCAUGGGCAACUCCAUCUCUUACACCACGUCCGAAUGCGAAGCUGUCCUACAAGACAAUUCUGGAGCAAUCAAAGGUCUCCAAUUCGAUGUCAAGUCUCGCAGAUUCGCAGGCGUUCCUUAUGCCAAGCCGCCCGUUGGUGAUUUGAGAUGGCGUAGACCCCAGCCUCUCUCCGACUCUCACAGCUAUUCCUCGCCUGAUGGCACUCCCUACGAUGCUACUGCAUUUGGCCCGGUAUGUCCCCAGGCCAACUACUCCAAAACGGUCAGCGAACAUAUCCCCAUUCACACCUACGACGAAGACUGUCUCCGUCUGAACAUCUGGACUCCCGUUCCCGACCCCAAGACCCCCCCGAAGUGGCCAGUCGUCAUUUGGUUCCAUGGCGGAUGGUUCCAGGUAGGCGACCCUAGCCAGGAAGAAAGCAUGGAUCCCACAGAGCUCAUCUCCACUGGAAAUUUGCAAGCCAUCUUCAUCGCCGUCGGCUACCGACUCAAUGUCUUUGGCUUUCUGGCCGGCCGCGCACUCCGCGACGAAUCCAACGGGACGGCAGUCGGCAACUAUGGCCUCUGGGAUCAACAUCUCGCCAUGGAUUGGAUAUACCAAAACAUUGAGUCCUUCGGCGGCGACCGUGAUAAUAUUGUGUUGGCAGGGCGCAGUGCAGGCGCCUACUCGGUGCUCGCCCAGACACUGUACGAUUUCCGGACCGAGAAACCAACCAACCGAUUUCGCCGUUUAAUCAUGUAUUCGAAUGCGAUUCCUACUCAGCCCAAGACGACAGAGGAUUGUGAGCCUCAAUUCGAAGAGCUCUGCAAUUAUUUUGAGGUACCGUCGACCUUGGAUGGGGCCGAGAAGCUACGGAUUCUGCGAGAGAUCAGCGCGAAAGAUCUCUGCUCAGGCAUUAUGAAUCUCAAGAACCAUACUUUCCGCCCCGUGACAGAUGAUCUGUUCAUUCACUCUGGGAUUUUCGACUACUAUCGCGACGGAUCGUUCGCGGCUGAGUUCAAGAAGCGCAAACUGCGACUCUACAUUGGCGAGGUACUCGAUGAAAACACUCUGUACGCUGUUACGAAUGGCCCAGAUGCCAAUCUCCCAUCGCUGCAGCUGCAAAUAUCCAACUAUUAUCCACCCGCAACGACCACGCGCCUUCUGCAACACUACGGACUGCCUAAUUCUCAAGACAAGAAGGACUGGGAGAAGUUGUUUGGCCAGAUUGUUGCUGAUGGUCAGGUGAGGGCUCCGUCACGCUAUCUGGUCAGCAACCUGCUGGAAAAUGGGGUUGAGAUCAAUCAUGUCUGGCGCUACCUUAUCGCAUAUCGCCUGUCUUUUAUCACGAACCAGAUUGCUCCGGCCUCAUUCGGCGUGAGCCAUGCCAUGGACCGACCUAUCUGGAACUACUCAAUUACUCACGGCCCCACACCAGAGGAGCGCCAACUGAUGGACAACUGGAUUCGUGACCUCCGGGCAUUUGUGCACAACGAGGAGGAUUAUGUAUAUGGCACGACCGAGCCGGCUGAGUAUAAGGUCAUGACUCCAGAGGGGAAUAUCGAGGUUAAAAACGACCCUCGAUGGGGAGAACUCUUGCAAGUGAUGAGCAUAUUUUCAGGCCACCGUAAGGGUUCGAGCUUGUAAUAAGUAAUAUACAAUUAUAUAGAGGGGAUAUUAAUACUUACCUUAAUGACAACAACAGACCAACUACUUCCAUAAAUAUAUUCUCUGACUGGGAAUGAGUCAAUGUAGCAGUGCAAUUCGAUUGAGUGAACUUGCAUUCUAGAGUACUGUCUCAAGUAAAUGUUACUAUUCUACUAUUGAGUCGAUGCAGCUCCUUGCAACUCGUUCCCUU